AAAGAACUGCUUCCAUACCAAUAACAUCUCCAAGCUCGACUUCGAUCCGCCAUUGGAGCAAAAUGGAGUUCGUCUCCUGCUCGUUUGCGCCAGGAACUGGAACUGGGCAGAAAAAGGGUUCGGAAAUCUCAUUUUCCGUUUUCACGUUUGUUUCUCAAGAAACAUCGAGGUUUUGGGGGGGGGGCCUUAUAUUCCACUGAAACGGCGCCGUCUCCCUUGUUGACUCUUUUAUUGGGGUUACCUGAUUUAGAUUUACAGAGGCAUGCCCGCAUUGCGGCACCAGGCAGUUAAAAAGGACAAAUCAGAGGAUUCUUAUUACAGUGUCGGAUUCAUUCUAUUCUACUUCUGGAAUCGCGGGUGCGUGCGUCGUUACAGUUCCUGAAAUUGUUUGGCUUUCCAGAUUUGGGGAGGUGGAGGGAAUCACAAAGGUCGGAGCUUGGAAACCUCAAGCGACACACACAUAUGUCCCAAAUUCUAACCAAUCAAGGAAAAGGAACACAAAGAGAGCAAACAGCCGCCGCACGGAAAGCCGUCGUCACCCCUAUUCCCCCCAGCAAAGCAAGAUUUAUUCCUUCCUCUUUAAGGCAGGCAGGUGCGAUCCCAAACUACCCCCAAUAAGAUCAUUCCAACUUCCCAUUUCGAGUUCGUGCUUUCUGUGUGGGGUUGCUCUUUCCUGGGCCUUUCUCACACGCUGGAGUUGAGUAAUCCGCUUUCAGCACGUUAUUUUGGAUUAAAGCAAAUCCUGCUUCGACUCUGCUAUUGCAUCGCAGAUGUAGUCUGCAAUAUGAAAUUGGAAGUCUUGCUGAUCUGAUUUUCGAUGUAAAGUUUCAUCCUUUAUGGUAUGCCUCAUAAAUGGUUGACCAGGAAGCUGAUUUUCUUGCCACCAUCUUUGUUUCUUUCUUAUUUUUUUCCUUGAGAUCGUUGCCUUGUGCCUUGAACGUCAAAUUCCCUGUUAGCCCAAUUCAAGCCAAUCCUAGGAUGUGAUUUUGGACUUGGUAAUGAACAGAACUAGAUUGGCUGUUUAACUUUGAUUUGAAUUCACUUGGUGGGUUGAUUCCAAUGGAAACCUUAAAGGUCUGUUAUGUACUGCCUUCCAAUAACAGUGUGAUUGAUUGCAAUUCCUUUGUUGUUUUUCCUUGAUGCAGAAAGUAUAUUAGAGUUUGGCAGCCUGGUUACAUUAUCAGCUAAGAAGGGCAGAGUUUAUGUUUGAGAACUGAAAUAAUAGCUGUUGCUUCUUUAAACAGUAGAUAUGGAAACAGUUACCUUUGAGUUAGAAAUAAGUCAUGUUGUGGCAGAAAGGAAGGAAACACCAACGAAUCGGGAAAAUGUUGAUAGUACUAGUGCUACGGAAAAGGUCGAAGCAGUGGAACAGCAGUCACUGCAACUACGAGCAGUGUCGAUGGUUCUGAAGAAACCAUCAUGUUUCCAUUUUAUUUAAGGUUUCCUUCACAAUGUUCUAGGAGGAAAAAGCUGCUUAUUCUUGAUUUGAAUGGGCUACUUGUCGAUGUAGUUACUUGUCCUCCAAAGGACCGUACUCCAGACAAAAGGGUUGGAUUUCGAUCAUUUUUUGUAAGGCCGUAUUAUCUGGAUUUUCUCAAUUUUUGCUUUCGGAAAUUUGAAGUAGCUGUAUGGUCAUCAAGAACAAGAAAGAACAUCAGUAUCUUGAUUGAUUACUUGUUUGGAGAUUUGAAGAACAGUUUGUUAUUUUGUUGGGAUCUAUCCCAUUGCACAACAACACAGUUCAAGACAGUAGAGAACAAGCACAAACCUCUGGUAUUCAAAGAACUGACAAAGGUUUGGAAUAAAGAGGACCCUCAACUUCCAUGGGAGAGAGGGUACUUCAAUGAAUCAAACACAUUGUUGGUGGAUGAUUCUCCCUAUAAAGCAUUACUUAAUCCUGCUAACUCUGGCAUCCAUCCUGAUCCCUACAGCUAUGAGGAUCUCAACGAUAACUCACUAGGUGUUGAUGGUGACUUAAGAGUAUAUCUUGAGCAGUUAUCCGAAGCUGUUAAUGUACAGAAGUUUGUUGCGACCAACCCAUUUGGUCAAAAGCCUGUUGCUGAAGGGAAUGCAGAAUGGAGCUUCUACCAUGAAGUUAUAAGCACAUUGUAUCCUUCCCGAGUUGAAGGCAGGAAAUACGUCUCUUCGGUGUUAACUUGAUGGAAGGAAGUCCUGUAGGUGCAUAGAAGAAGUAGCCAAAAAAUUUCCUCCAGUCAUUUGCAUAUAGACGAACCCUUGAUUGAAUAGUUGAAUGACAACUACAAGAGACCUGCAAUUUCUUCAGUAAACUUUGCUUUUGGAGAAAACAAAGAAGAUUACGCUAGAAGUUGCACACAGGUCUUUCAGUGGGGGGGAAUUCCACAUUGCUACAUGGCUUGUUGAAUGUUUCCCUAGCUGUUGGGUUUAGCUAUUUUCCAUUACAUGAUAAAU
Linum tenue is the source of this 2430-nucleotide messenger RNA. The record is from the annotation of a GenBank genome assembly. Lineage: Eukaryota; Viridiplantae; Streptophyta; Magnoliopsida; Malpighiales; Linaceae.